AUGGCGUUUCAAAUCACCAUCUUUCCCAACAGCGGGGGCUUUUCCGUUGGAAUAUCCAUGCACCAUGCAGUUGUUGACGGCAAGACUCUCUUUAUGUUUUUGAAAUCUUGGACCCACAUGUGCAAACACGUUCAUCAAUCCGAUGACAUUUUUUUCCCUGACCAGCUCAAAUCGUUUUACGACCGAAGGGGUGUCAAAGACCCCUUCUGUCUCCAACUGGAAGAUAUUUACUCGAACCAGUUUCUGAACAUGGACAGACGUCAAAAUAAUCGAAGUAUGAUGGUUGCAGCUCGCUAUAAAUCGCUAGUGAUAUCAGAUUCAACUCGAGGCAACUUCGAAUUCACGAGCGCAAAGAUACAAGCUUUACGGAAAUGGGUCAUGACUAGAAUGGAAGAGACCACCGGGAAACAAGAAGAGGGACAUGAUCGAUCUGUUCAUUUGUCAACGUUUUCUCUAACGUGCGCCUGGGUUUGCUUACCAAAAGCAGAGCAGGAAGAAGUAAAAGGGGGCAUAAUAUCUAUGUCAUUUAGCGUGGACUGCCGGUCGCGCUUAACUCCUCCUUUACCUGCAAACUAUUUUGGAAACUGCGUAACGGGCUGUCUAGCACCUGCAGAAAGAAAAGGACUUCUGGGAGAAGACGGAUGGGUUGUAGCGACUAGUAGUGGUGCUGGUCACCGGAGACUAUUGACAACCGCUGGAUCGCAUCGGUAUGACAUGUAUGAUACUGAUUUUGGAUGGGGAAGGCCAAGAGCACCGAAGUGGUUCGGAUAA
Messenger RNA from Malus domestica (apple), 771 nucleotides. The record is from RefSeq and is a predicted model, not a curated record. Lineage: Eukaryota; Viridiplantae; Streptophyta; Magnoliopsida; Rosales; Rosaceae.